This is a messenger RNA of Suillus fuscotomentosus, 1403 nucleotides long. Its product is annotated as NADP-dependent oxidoreductase domain-containing protein. The transcript has 8 exons. The coding region runs from base 96 to 1061 and encodes 321 amino acids. The record is from RefSeq and is a predicted model, not a curated record. Gene Ontology annotation, cellular component: cytosol. NCBI's taxonomy places the organism in Eukaryota, Fungi, Basidiomycota, Agaricomycetes, Boletales, Suillaceae. Gene Ontology annotation, molecular function: aldose reductase (NADPH) activity.
CUAGUCCUAGUCCUAUCCCUCUUCGUGUCACCUACUAACACGUCUCAUUUCUAUCCCAUUUUGUACCGUUGUUAGCUCAAGGUCUCUAGUUACCCAUGUUGUCUCAUCUCAUCGCCCUCCACAAUGGGCAGACUGUCCCUGCUAUCGGACUCGGCACAUGGCAAUCGGAACCCAAUACCAGUGAAAUUACUUGCGCUGUGGAACAUGGGCUCAAGGUGGGCUAUAGGCACAUUGAUUGCGCUUUGUAUUAUGGGAAUGAGAAGGAAAUCGGUGACGGUCUGCGUGUAUCGGGCGUCCCGCGAGAGGAAGUGUUCAUCACCAGUAAGCUUUGGGGUACAUACCAUAGGCGUGUUGAGGAAUGCCUCGACCUGACACUCGCAAACUUGGGAACAACGUAUCUUGACCGUAGGAUCUGCAUUUAUCCAAUUUACCUUAUCCACUGGCCUAUUCCGCUGAACCCGAACGGGAGUGACCCACUCGUACCGAUACUCCCCAACGGAAACUUUGACCUCGAUGAAUCACAGGACAUCAGGGACACAUGGAAGGCUAUGGAGGCCAUGGUAAAGAAAGGUAAAGUUAAGGCAAUCGGCACAUCAAACUUCUCCGAGAUGAUGCUUGAGAAGAUUUUGCCGACAGCAGAGAUCAUACCGGCUGUUAAUCAGCUUGAGCUUCAUCUGUACAAUCCGCAGCUGAAGCUGUUGGACUACUUGAAGUCGAAGAAAAUUAUUCCACAAGCAUACUCUCCCCUUGGUUCGACCGGCGCUCCACUGUUGACCGAUGAGUCUGCCACAGAGAUCGCAAAGAAGCGUAACCUCAAGAGCACGUCCGAUGUCCUUCUCGGCUACUUGCUGAAAAAGGACAUAGUUGUCCUUCCCAAAUCAAUGUCGCCAUCCCGUAUCGAAUCUAACUUGACUGGUGCACUAGAGGCAUACGAUUUGUUGACGCUAGAGGAUAUCAAAAUUCUUGACGGUGUUGCUGCGGGUGGCAAGCAGAACCGUUUUAUCACGCCUCCCUGGGGUAUUGACAUUGGUUUCGAUAAUUGGCCCACUUCGGCGACGUAAGGGGUGAGCUCAGAUUCAUUUGGUGUACAUCAAAGUAGGUAAAUUGCAGGUACGAUUGUAGAAUCUGAGGCUCCAGAUAUAUGAGCUGUUCGCACAAUAGGAUUCUGCAAAUGUGCUCAGAAUUUACCGGCCGAUGCGAGGAGUAUGACACCACGAGGGUGCAGGUCGGGGGACGACGUGGGCGGGUGACCUGACAGCUGAGCCAAGGUAAAAAUGUCAAGCUCGCAACCAGGAAUCGUAGUUCCCGAGCCAUAUAAUCGAUCCGCUACUCUGAAUUCAUCCGUGUUUGCUUCAAAUACGCAAGCUUCCAGUGCGUAUCAAUAACUAACACCGGUCGCAAGG